AUGAUGGGUGCUAUGCCAGCCGUGGCCGUUCGAUUGGAACGACGAAAAGCAGAACAAAGAAUGAAAAGACCGAGUCAAUUGUAUUUAAGCGGUUAUCCACAUUUUCGACAGCAGACGACAUCACCGAGCAGAGCAAAUUCACCAUCACCGAGUCCUCUUCUUUCCCCCCCGAGAUUAGAAGAGGAUCAAAGGUUACCGGAAGUUUACGUUUCCGCUCUUUAUUUAGCUGUAGUAUCGCUGUUGUUAGGAGCAGUUAUCCUUAUAGUUGGUUUGGUUCAAUUGAAACCGGGUGCAGAUGCUCCAGGGCAUAGAUAUUACCUAAUUGCCGUAGGGUGUUUUUUGGAAGUAUUAGGCCUUAUUAUAACCGCUACUAGAUGUGUCUUGCUUCAUUCGAAAAUUAAAAAAAAAAGACAUAGCGGAAGUAGUACUAAAAAAUACGAUAAAGAUAUAAAAGCCAGUAGUUUUACCCAAGUAGAAGUAAAAGAUACAAACGUAGGUUUAAACGAUAGAAAUACGGAAGGAACGCAGGGGGGAAAUAUGGAUGGAAUAUCGUUGAACGAAGUCAAUCAAAGGCAUUUAAACGUUAAACAACUUUAUUGUUCCUCUGACGUCAUGUUUGUCGACGAAUGUUCCGAUGGAGCAACAACAACCGAUAACAGAUCGAAAAGUCCGGUGGAAUCGUUAAACACGAUCGAUGUUUUAAUGGGAGGAGGUGCGACAUUAGAACCAUUAGGAGGACAAAAAUCAACGACGGAAUCUCCGAGUGUUCAUUCUACGUUAUCACCCAUCGCUGAUAAUAAAGAAAAUCAAACUUAA
Pediculus humanus corporis (human body louse) is the source of this 816-nucleotide messenger RNA. RefSeq lists its product as uncharacterized. The transcript is spliced from 3 exons. Lineage: Eukaryota; Metazoa; Arthropoda; Insecta; Psocodea; Pediculidae. Bases 1 to 816 code for a protein of 271 amino acids. The record is from RefSeq and is a predicted model, not a curated record.